AGCAUCACGAUCAUAAGCAGCUUCGCGGAAGUAUUUCAUGGUGGCGGCAAGAGCCUUGAUCUUUUUCUCGCGCAUGGGUCCCUUUCCCCAAAUUCGAUGGGAAGCAGCGGCCUAGUCACUCUUUCCUUUCCUUAACUGGGCGGCUGGCUGCCUCAUGCUCUGUCCUCCACUCAGCCGACAACCUUAUCGGUUCUGAGGUGGCCCAGACAUCGCGCCGCCAAUAUAAGUGCAGCGACGAGGACGAUCUUUGUUCUCACACCCCACUCACGCUCCUUCCCCCACCUCCAACCCCCACUCUCCUUCAAUUUCAUUUCGAUCCAACAUGCACGCUCACUACAAUGCACCUAACUGCUGUUCUACCUCUCGAGUCCACCAAUCGCACUCUCUCAUUCGCAUCCCUGGAAAUGCUCUAGUUGACCCCCAUCCCCUACCUCUCUACAAUCGCCAACCUUCGCAACGAGCCGUUCGUCACUUCACCAAACCUACCCCACUUUCCGGCGAAGACCUCAUGAAAACCGUCGAUUAUUCUUUCGUAGAGCCGCCGUCCAAACACUGGCGGACGAGUCUCGCGUUGUCCGAUAUUUUCGAAGAAGAUGAGGUGCAAAUAGAGAUUUCAGAAGUUUUGCCUUCACCAUCGACACAUGAAUCUUCUGGUCUUCCCAACAAUCAUAAGAAGGUUGAUAUCUCAGCAAGGAUUAAGGACUUCAUUCACUUCUUGCGUGACAAGUGCUCGAAAGCUGGCCCUAUUCGCAUUGUCAACUUGAAGGGUCGUUCGAAUAGCAACCUUGAUCUUCUUGCUUGAGAGCUUCGCACAGCGACAACAUCAGUCAAAAGAUAGAAAGUUAUCACGCUAAAUUUCGUCAAAUCGUUUUGAAAAGUAUCGUUUAUCUUGGUCUCCGCACAAAAAAAGUCUUGUUCUCGUCGUAGUUCUCUUCGUCCUGUCUAGUUAUCUUGGUCUUGUCGCACUCCCAGUCUUCUCGCUUUUGAUCGCUCAUCUUGCAAAACUUCCUGUACCAUAAUUGCCAUAGCAUCGCACACGUUAUACAAUACUUUCCG
Molecule: messenger RNA, 1056 nt
Organism: Somion occarium
Lineage: Eukaryota; Fungi; Basidiomycota; Agaricomycetes; Polyporales; Cerrenaceae
Source: the annotation of a GenBank genome assembly